ACCGCUGCACCCGGGUCCGGGUGCCAAGGUCCAGAAAUGAGAAAAAAUGAUCAUCAACACACAACAAUAAAUAAUAUUACAGAUUUAUUAUCGCAGAUAUUUGUAGUCACGCCACACUGUUGCUUUCGGUUCGGUAAAAACAACAACAAAAUAUAUUUUAACAAUCAUCGACGCCUUUAUCGGUUCGUCCGCACCGCAAUCACGGGAUUUAUGCCACUUGAGUCGGUGGCAACUCUUAGAUUAGCUAGACGACGUGUAAAUCAUGCAAAAAAACGCGUCUUUUCAGUCGAUCAUUAAACCUAUAAGGACGCAACGGAUCGCGAUUCGUCGUGCGAUCGCCCACGACCGUCUUGAUAACAGCUGCAGGUGAUUCGAAAGUCGACCGACCAUCGUUUGUUAUUAUUACCUAUUAUCGGUUUUUGUGUAACACCGAAAAUGCACGAUACGACAAAACCGAACUCAAACGAUCAUGUCAAGAAAAAACAAACGCAGAGGUCUGUCAAAAACGAAAAAAUCUACGAGUUCUUUCACCAACAUGUACCGAUCACCAAGUGGCUUCCAAAAUACACCAGUGAAAAUGCGAUGGGUGAUAUGAUAGCAGGUGUCACGAUUGGACUCACGAUGAUACCUCAAAGCAUUGCAUAUGCGUCGCUGGCUAAUUUAUCACCGCAGGUUGGGUUGUAUUCAGCACUGAUGGGAGGGAUCAUAUACAUGACUUUUGGGACAGUUAAGCAAGUUUCCAUUGGACCUACGUCUCUCAUGUCCUUACUAACUUACGAGUACACAAAAAAUUUGACUCCGGAAUAUGUGGUGCUAUUGACUUUCAUGUGUGGAAUCGUUGAAAUAUCGAUGGGAUUAUUUAAACUUGGAUUCUUGGUCGACUUUAUCUCCACUCCAGUGACAUCGGGAUUUACAACCGCUACUUCCAUUAUUGUGAUCAUGUCACAAGUGAAAGGUAUUUUGGGAGUGAGGUUCAAAGGCGAUACAGUUAAAGACAUAUUGGAGAAACUGAUAGAGCACUUCCACGAAAGGAGAAGCGGUGACAUGAUUUUAGGACUGAGCGCCAUUGCAUUAAUUCUAUUUAUGAGGGAAUUACGUAAUGUACCGGUCAAAGGGAAUUUGAAAAAAGUCUUGUGGUUCAUUUCCUUGAGUCGGAACACAUCCGUCGUCUUACUCUCAAUGUUUAUCACAUAUUUAUUCGAAUCCAGCGGAUCUCCAAUGCCGUAUUUAACCUCAGAGACUGCUAAAACUGGAUUGCCGUCACUACGGUUUCCGCCCUUUGGAUACACGUCAGGGAACACGACCGUCACGCUGCCCGAGAUGUUGUACGAGAUCCGGUCUGCCAUAUUCAUCAUACCACUUGUAUCGGUGCUGGCCAACGUGUCCAUUGCUAAAACUUAUGCUAACGGAGGUGUAGUAGAGGCGACACAGGAGAUGUUGGCUUUGGGAUUGUGCAACAUAGCAGGGUCGUUCAUUCUGUCGAUGCCCACCUGCGGUGCGUUCACUCGAAGCGCCCUCGUCCAAGCUAGUGGUGUUCAAACGACGUUGUCCAAUAUAUACGCCAGCGGUUUAAUAUUUCUGGCCAUCAUGUUCCUCACGCCUCAUUUUCAUCUCAUCCCUAGGGCGGUACUGUCCUCGAUUUUGAUCAGCGCCGUAUUGUUCAUGGUAGACUAUCAGAUAGUCAAACCUCUAUGGAAGACCAACCGAGUGGAGCUUUUCGUUACAUUGAUCACACUUUUGAUAAGCCUUUUCUUUACCGUUGAAAUUGGUUUACUUGUAGGCAUAUGUGCAAAUAUUAUUCAUUUAGCUCUAAUGUGGUCCAGACCUAAACUAAAAAUCGAAUUAAUCAAAUCCAAAGGAGUGGAGUUCGUAUUGAUAACGCCAAACAACGGACUGUAUUUCCCCGCGAUAGAUUAUUUGUAUAGGGAAAUCAUGCGAAUCCCAAAACAAGAAGGCUACUCAAAAAUACCAUUGGUCAUAAACUGCGCUCACUUAAAGGGACUGGACUACACUGCCGCCAAGGGACUGAGCCUGAUAUCUUCAGAGAUCCAGGCCAACGACCAACGUUUUAUCGUCCUGAGCUCGUCGGAAAAAAUGCGAUACGUGUUUCGGAAGUCUGGCUGCAAGUCGAUGAUGUUCUGUAACUCGCUCGACGCACUACCCGCCACAAUUCUAGGCGAACACUGCAAAGAAAAAUGUGCACUGAACAACUCAUCGGUGAGCCGUAACGAUACUGUGGUCGUGGACGUUCCGAUCAUGCUGGCUGAGGGGACUCCGCUGUUGAACGUCAAGACCCAAAACGGUAACGACACCAGAGUUGACCUUUAGCAGUGAUUUAAAGUGGCUAGGUUAGUAUAACUAUAUCCGGUCUAGGUUAGUAACUCGAAAUUCGAACUGCUUCCCAUUUGAUACUAUUGAAUUGUUUUCACUAUUUUUUUUUUUUGUAGGUCACUCGAAUUGCCUCCCAUUUUAGGUAGUUGCCUGUAUCUCAUUUAGAAGAAUACAUUCUGAUAGAUGAGUUAAUCUUAUUAUAGUUUGAAGUUUGAAAAUUAGUUGGUUGAAUCUCAAACAUUGGGUUUUUUAAGACACUAAAAACAUUAACACAUGACGGUUAAAUGUUAAUCAAAAAAAAUUUAAGUGCAUCCUUACAUUAAAUGAAAAAUUAAUAAGUAAGUCAAUAAUAUAUAUGUGUGAUGAUAUAAUAAUAAUAAUUCAAUAGGCCUAUGUUGGCUAAUAAUAAGCAAACGUUUGUAUGAAUGUAACAAUAAUGAAUAAAUAGGCCUAUAGGCUAUAGCUGAAAUCAAUAUCACGGGAUAUACCUAUAAUCAUUAAUCAGUUAUAAAAAUUAAUAUUUUAAUGAAAAUAAAUUAAUACUGCAAUAAUAUCUGGUAAUAAAGCUGAUUAUAAUAGUAGAUAAUUAUGCCUAUGCCGAUUAAUACUAGGUACAAUAAAUAAUAAAAUGUAUUAUAAAAUAUUUUUGAAGAAUACGAAAAUCGAUAAAAAUAUGUCAUGGUUAUAGUAAUCAGGUAUACCUAUGAUAUGGAAUGUAAUUUGAGUAAAAAGGUCACUUACUAAAUUUGGGAGGUAAUUCGUGUGCUACUCUGUGUCCUUUACAUCUAUUAUUAUUAAUUAUUAUUAUUUUAAUUUAUAUAUUUUAUGUAAAGUAUUUAGUUAAUAGUAAUAUUUAUUUAGUACAAUAUGAAUUAUGACGAUCAUUUUAUUGUAUACCGUUCAACUGUACAUACAUUACUUGUAAAUAAAAAUGUGAUUAAUAUGUUAUAAUA
Messenger RNA from Myzus persicae (green peach aphid), 3284 nucleotides. Its product is annotated as sodium-independent sulfate anion transporter-like. Gene Ontology annotation, cellular component: membrane. The transcript has 11 exons. The record is from RefSeq and is a predicted model, not a curated record. Bases 436 to 2328 code for a protein of 630 amino acids. Lineage: Eukaryota; Metazoa; Arthropoda; Insecta; Hemiptera; Aphididae. Gene Ontology annotation, molecular function: secondary active sulfate transmembrane transporter activity. Gene Ontology annotation, biological process: transmembrane transport.